Molecule: messenger RNA, 2782 nt
Organism: Cyprinus carpio (common carp)
Lineage: Eukaryota; Metazoa; Chordata; Actinopteri; Cypriniformes; Cyprinidae
Exons: 2
Coding region: 896-1597 (233 amino acids)
Source: RefSeq, a predicted model, not a curated record
AAUUAAAAUCCUUACCUUGGAGUGCUAUUUUUGUAUUACAUCUAAAUGUACCUGUUGCUCUUGUGCUCAGGGAGAAAUGCUGACCCCUGCUGGAGAAUCACACCAUAUACAACAGCAUGUAAUGUGAUAUGAUAAAUGCCACAAUAUUUUCCUUAUUAGUGGUAGUACUGACUAAGGUAAGCAUCACUGUAACUAUUUCUAAUACUUAGUGUUGAACAAAUCCGAGUCAUCUAAUGAACCAAAGCACAAUUAAGACUUGAUAAUGAUCUUGUUUGACUUGGGCCGGCAAGCAACCAUCCAGAAAUCCCUAGCAACCACGGCAUCAUGCUAAAAAUACUCAAAACACCUUAUUAUCUGCUUAACAAUGUGCUGAAAUGCUCUAAACACUUUGGCAAUCACAAAACGAUGUGCUUGAAAACACUUAAUUAAAAAACCUAAAUAUGGUGUGAAUUUUUUGAAUUUUUUUUUUUAAUUGCCAGUGAUGAUUGUGUAAUCAUCACUCGCAAUUUCAAUUUUUUUUUUUUACAAAAUUCUACAAUACUGUAAAAAUUACAGUUAUUAUUUGUCUUUGGUGGUGCAAUACAAUGUGUAGAAUUAUAAAGACUGGAAAAUCUGUGGUGUGGAUGUGAAUUCUACCUCUCCUGAAACUUUUCUGUAUGGAGUAACUAUUGAAAAAAAGACAAAAGACAGAAAUAAAUAGGUUAAAUGGAAUUAAGCACACCAUGAUGCUUUUACAAACUUAAACGCCCUGAGAACUGUUUACAAUGCCAUCUAGAAAUCUUGUUGACUUUAGCACAGCUGACUGUCCUGCAAACACACUCAUCCAGGAGAACUUAAGGACGGAGGACGCACUUUUGCAGCUUACUUGUUGCUCGAGAACAGGGUCCAAUUGAAGAUGGAAGAAAAACUUUCAGAUGAAAAAUUAAAAUGUAUGCUCGCCCCUUGGAGGUUUUCCCUCAGGGCACCUGGAUUUGACAGGCUGGUGACGGCUCUACAACUGUUUGAGCGUUUCCCUUUAGACAUAGCUGUGACUGGAGGAACGCCAGAGGCUAAUGCUCAGCUGGCUUCUGCAAUCUGUGGGCCGGGUGAGGAAAUCGAAGAGGAGGAAUGGGAAACUGAUGAUGAAGGUGAUGAGGAGGAAGAAACAGACGAGGAAGAAGAAGCAGAAGACUGGGAGGAAGAUGAAAGUGCAGAUGAGGAACAUAGUAUAAAGUCUAAGUACUUAAACACUAAUCUCCAGAGCAGCAGCAGGAGGAAACGUGUACGGAUAGCAGAGCAUGCAGAAUAUAUAGGGAGUAGCAUUCCUGAUUUUGACUCUGUGAUUUUACACCAUCAAAUUCCAAAUGUCUGUGUGUGGACUGUGCAAGGCCAUCCAACCUCAAAUUCCAUUAUUAACCAGACCGACCAGCAGUAUGACUCCACAUGCUAUGAUGUUCUAGUGGUUCUCACUACAGAUCAGCACAAGGAGGACCACAUGUGGCUCAAAAUGGAAUUGCAUGGCAGAGAUCAGCCUUUUUUUCUGGUUCAAGCUGAGCGGGACUGGGACCUGGUCGAGGAGAAGCCUACAGGGCCAUGCAUGACCUGCUCCUGGGAAUGAAUGAGAGCUAGCAAACUGGAGUUGCAAAAGAAAAGUAAAGAAGUAUGUGGAGAGACAGCCGAUUCAGAAGCAGACAGCAAGAAUACUUCAAACGCUCCCCAAGAUCCAGAGUUUGCGAAGAUGAAGGAUAUCGUGAAGGUGCUUGCUGAAGCCCUGCCUGAGCUUCGGAAAAAGGCUUUUAGUCAGUUUCUGGUGGUGAUUACAAAGGUACUUCGGAUUCCUAAAUUACUGUCAGAUGACACACAGUAAGCCAGCUUCUUUGUGUUAUGAAAUGUUGUCCAUUUGAACCUCACUGAGAUAACAGGCAUUGCUCGUUACACAUGUCCUGAGUUCUGGGGUCAACAUGUUCAUUGGUCCUGGAACAGCAAUCAUGUCAAAAAAAAAAGUUCUAACCCAAAUCCCUACCCCUAAUGCAAACCCAACCUUAAAAUGACCUAACCCUUAGAGGCAAAAGUUGGGCUGAUAAUAAUGGUGUCCUAAAUUCCUAAAUUCCAGUCCUAAAUUCGAAUCCAAUCCCUACCAUAAAUCCAAACCUAUCCAUAACCUAACCCGGCGGUGUCCAGUCCUGCUUCUGGCCAAUGUCCUGUAGAGAUUAGUUCCAUCCUGCUCCAAUACAUCUGCCUGAAAGUUUCUAGUAGAGGUCUUGAAGACCUUGAUUAGCUGGUUUAAUUGUGUUUAGUUAGGGUGGAGACCAAAUUCUGCGGGAUAGUGGCAGGAUUUGACCUAACCCUUAUACUAGGGGGGAAAGAUACUGUAGGUUCAUUAGAAAUCCUCUAACCCUAAUGUUAGCCCUAACCGUAAAAUCUGAUUGGUUGUUAAUAAUGUUGUUCUAGGACCAAAAAGGAUGUUGACCCAGAAGCAUGCUUAACUCUUCAAAAUCAGGGUUCAGUUGCUGGACACUUUUUUGUGUUUUGGACAUUGGUCUCCAAUUUGGGAUGCCGGUGUGCUUGUGUCCAUACUAGGCUGAUUAACUUGUUUAACUAGCUAGUUUGUUUGCUCAUAAGGAAGUCUAUGUUGGCCCACUAGCUUAGUUUUGUUGUUAACAAGCACUAACUGGCAUAAAAACAGUAUGAACUAGCAUGAAAAUCCAUUGUUCAUGAAGCUUUAAGGCGUUGAAUCUGGGUCAGGGCAGACUAUAUUUUACAUUUAUCUAACAAGUUGGCUACAUUUACUUUCUUAGGUUUG